Messenger RNA from Mytilus trossulus (common blue mussel), 5437 nucleotides. RefSeq names its product bifunctional arginine demethylase and lysyl-hydroxylase psr-1-like. Gene Ontology annotation, molecular function: protein binding. Lineage: Eukaryota; Metazoa; Mollusca; Bivalvia; Mytilida; Mytilidae. Gene Ontology annotation, cellular component: cytoplasm. The record is from RefSeq and is a predicted model, not a curated record. The coding region runs from base 1363 to 3105 and encodes 580 amino acids. The transcript has 10 exons.
UUAAAUAUCAGACAUUAUAUUUUGUCAAAUUUUUAUAUUCUCUUGUUAGAAUUUUGAUUGAACUCAACUGCAAAUAGCUAAGAACAAUGACUUUAAAAAUUAUUUCUCAUUUGUAAAGUUAAUCGUUGUUUAUAGAAUAUAUUACCCCUCUUGAUAUUGCAAAAAUCUUUUUUUACAUACACAUCAUUAAAUUCAUGUUUUGUCAGCAGUUUAAGAAUCGAGAGAAUAACUUGUAAUUUACAUGCAUAUUAUGACUUGUAAUGGUAUUCUUCACUAAAGAUGAAUAAGUAAACAUCCUUUUAAAAAAGGUCUCCCUCUUGAGGUUUGAAUAAGAUAAAGAAAUAAGAUUUUAAGUUUAGCACCCAGUGGCAAAUAUUAUACUCAUGUGGGAAAGUAUGUAUUAUUCUGACUCAGAACUAACAAACCUUCAUUUUGUCAUUCAAAGGUAAAAUAACAAAAAUGCCCAACUCCUAAGAAAAAAUUUGAAUAAGAGAGUCAAAUUUAUUUUCAUAAAUUUGAAUAUCAUUGUUUUGAGUUUAAUAACUUUAAAGAUGAAAGUAACUUCAUAAAUUUUGUGAAUGCAAAGCUCAAUUAUGGAGUUAAAUCUUCAUUAGAACGACUUAAACCCCCUAAAAUAAUAUUCAAGGAGUAUACAUACUUCAAAACUUAUGAUCAAAAGUGUUCCAAAAAGAUUAAUGAUCUGUGUUUGGGUUCUAAUCUUAUUGAUACAAAUCUUUCCAUAUAGUAAAGGAAAUCAAAACUCCUACAAAAAUGUCUGCUUCAAGUGAUUAAUAGACAAAACUGUUAGAAAAGGUAGACAAAAUAAAAUGCAACUCAAGAUUGCAUGCACUUUUUUGUCACCAUUAAUUUUGACAAUUUGAAAAUCAUUUAAAUUGAAACGUUAAUGUCAGACUGUACCGAGUCCGACAUACAAUUAAAACAUGACACUAUCAAAAAACUUUAACCUUUGAAAUGUUAUUUAACAUUGAUACAUAGUAGUUUAAAACGGGAUGACUAUUUAAGUAUCUGAUAUUUGAUACUAUUAUUGUAUUAUCAAUGAUAUUUUGUAAACUUUUCUGUCAAUACUAUGUACAUGAUAAAAUACCAUACAAACAAGGAUAUCUGUCAAGUUGAUAAAUCUAAAAACAUUCAAUCAAUAAAAGAAAGUUAGUGGUUGUUAUCUAUCAAAUCUCAGCUAUUUUUAAAUGUACAAAUAAAAUUCUAAAUUUCAUUAGUACAGUUUCAAAAGAAAUUGUAAAAAGCAUAUUUCUUUUUACAUUGGAUUUUAAAAUUCUUUAAAAAUGAUUGUUGUUUUGAAUUCUAACAGUUCAUGUAGGAUUUUUUUAGUUUGUAAUUAAUAUUAUGCCAUCUGCACCUUUACUUAAAUGCAGAACAACUGGACAUCGUAGACACAGACUCGGAACCCAACAUUCUACAGCAUCAAGUGGGGACACAACUUCUAACAAGAAGGGAAAUGUAACCAUUUUAAAAUCAAAAUCCAGUAGCAUUAAAAGUUUUGGAGCAAGGGAUAAUGGCGGGACAGAUGAAUCACCUGAAGUAAAUUCAUAUUGGUAUCUUGGUAGCAUGAAAAACAAAAAGACCAAACAUGUAAAGAAUGGUUCAUCACAAAAUAACAACGUAGAAUCUAGAUCUGAUUCUCCAUCACCAAGUGGAUUGUCUUCCACAGCAUUGUCUAUAGGAGCUGUAUCCAUCAUCUUUAUAUCCAUAUUUGUAGUCUAUACUAGUGACUUAUUGCCUAAAACAUUGCAAAAAUCUGAUUCUCCUCCAAUAUCCACAAAAGGGGGAUGGCGAUUAGCUUCAGUCAAUGUGCUUCAAAAGUUUGGUUCAUCCAAGUGUACAGUUACUCGUAAAGAUGCCAAAUACUUCACCAAUGCAGAAUUUGAAAAAGACUUCAGGUUUAAAAAACCUCUCAUUGUUUCAUUUGACAAUGGUGCAUCAGGUUGGACAAGACCAGAAUCAUGGUCAGUGGAAAGCUUGAAAAAAGAAUAUGGUGACUGGCUAGUUUACUCAGGAAGCUCAUUAGAAAUUGUGAGGAGAGGUGGUAACGGGAAUGUGGAGAGUUCUUUUACUAAGUUUGUUGACCAGUUGAUAAGGUCGAAAGAUGACAAGGGAGAACCUUUGUACAUUUUUGACCGAAUGUUUUACAACGAUUCAAGUCUACCAACAACAUUAAAACCACCAAAAUAUUUUGAAAUAAAGGAUGGACGAGAUGAUAGUAUAUUUUUCCUGGGAGCCUCUAGUAGUGGUGUCAGCUUCCAUAAACAUGCUGAUGCUUGGAAUGGUGUGAUAUAUGGAGAAAAAAGAUGGUUUCUAUAUCCUGUAAACCAUACACCUCCAGGAGGAGUUUAUCCAGGUUUUACACAGAUUGAAUGGUUUGAGAAGGUGUAUCCUUUUUUACCAGAGUCAGAGAAACCAAUAGAAUGUGUUCAGAAAGCAGGAGAAAUCCUAUACUUGCCAGAAGGGACAUACCAUGGUACAAUAAAUAUGGGGGACACAGUGGCCAUUGGUAUACAGAGAAAGAAAGCUUCUACUAAACAAGAAAAAUUAGUGUAUGAAGAACUCAACAGAAGAAGCAGUCUGAAUGGUAAACUGUCUGAAAAAGAAAAAGCAGAUACUCAUACAGAAAUACUUCAUCUAUAUGAGGAACUUCAUAAAUUACUACCAGAAAGUACAGAGGUUAUGAUGAAACUAGGUCAAACAUAUGGAGAACAUGGCCAUGUGGAGAAAGGUUUAGAAUUAACACUGAAAGCAAUUGAGAAAGACCCAUAUUUUGUGCUGGCUUAUUUAAAUAAAGCAGAUUUAUUGAACAAGCUAGACAAGAUAGAAGAAGCAGAGGAUUCCUAUAAAAAAGCCAUUGAAUUAAAUCCUAACCUCUGGGAUGUCCAUGCUCAAUAUGGCUCCUUCCUGGUCAAUCAUAAACGUCCUGAGGAGGCUAUCAAACAUUUUAACAGGGGUAUAGAAUUGAGUUCUAAGCAGCAAGGAUUUUAUAAUAUGUUAAGACAUGCACAGAAGAUGAUGGGAGAUGAUGAAGGGGCAGAGAAAACAGAGAGGUUGAUGAAACAGCUGUUCAACAGAAGGAAUUGACAUCUUUAAAAAAAAUCCUUAUCAUGGUGUUUCAAUCAUUGCAGUGGCAGAUCCAGAAAUUUUCAUAAGAAGGGGCCACUUCAGUCAUGUUUCAGUGAUUCCCUAUAUAAUCGACCAAAUUUUUCACACAAAAGGGGGAAUCUGGACCCCCUCUUAAUCUGCCUUUGCCCUCAAUUGCUACAUAAACUGCCUUAUUUGAUAUUUUGUACAAAAUUUGAAAUCAUGAUGCAUUUAAGUCCUAUGUGAACUGCAUUUAAAAGAUACUGUAAGGAUUUAAAUCUUACAAGGUAAAUGAAUAAUUAAUAGAAGCCAGGUAACAAUUAGCCAUACAUAGUUUCCAUAGAUUGGGGACUUUCUGUUUUGAAUCUUACUCCGAGUUUGGUGGGGGUCUGAUUGAGGGGUUCCGAUCCCGGAUCCCGCUUACUGUUUUGUCAGAUUCUGUAAUACGUAAGCAAUUCUCAUUUUUUUGUCAUUUCCCGCUUACACUAUAUACGUAAGCAAUUUUCAUUUUUUUCUCAUUUCCCGUGUCCCGCUAGACCUCAUUUUCACGACAUAAUAAUUUGACUUUCACAUGUCACACUUACAAAAAAUCGGCAAUCCUGUGUCACACUUAGACCCCAAUGAGACCCACUUUGUUAUUUUUGUGACAUUACUUGAUAUUACUUGAUACAUAGUUACUGUCUGUCUGAUAAGUGUUCUGUGAAUAUUUAUUUAUUUAUUUUUGAAAAUCUUUGCAUUGAAAAAACAAGUGGUUGUUCUAAUAAUUAUGAUAUUCCAUGGAAAGAUCCAUAGAUUUGACAAAUAUCUAAUGCAAUUACUCUUUGAUUGUACGGACAUGCUUGGAAAAUUUGCUUCCAAUUAGGUUGAGUAUUUAUGAUUCAAUCAUAAACCUUGUCAAAUUUGUAACUAUAAAUUUCUCAGACCUGUUUUAUUUGGAAUGAUAAUGCUGAAAAUGUAAAAACAUUUUUAAGAAGAUUUUUAGGAAGGCAUUGGUGACUCUUGUGGAUAGAAAUAUAAACCCCAUAUUUUUUACUGAUUUUUUUCUGUUAUUUAUUCGGAUAUAUAUUUUUCUCUAAUUCUUCGUCAAUUUAUCCCUUUCUGCACCCAUUGUAUGAAAAAAAUUUAAUCAACGUGUGGUUCGUUUGAUCUCAGAACUUCAUUGGAUAAAAUCCAAUUGUGACAUCGAAUUUUCUUGCUUUCCUCUGAAUUUCCUAUUGUGACGGCAUGAAAAAAGGCGACCAUGCCUGACGACGUCACAUAGAAAGAACACAUCUUUUUGCAGAUCAUUCAAAAAGAAGAAAUAAGUUUGCCUGCAUAAGGUUAGAAAAUCAUUAGAGAAACAGAUUCCCCCACCAAAUCUUGUGUAAUACGAUAUUUAUCCACACUUGACAGUUAAAUUUAACUGUCGAGAGUGGAUAAAUAUCGUAUAACACUCGAUGCAGUGGUAGAAUCUAUAUUUAUUCAUUAAUGCCAAAUGUGAACUAGUGCCAUAAAUUUCAAGAAAAACUAGAAGUAACAUGGGAGAUCACUUAAAAUAGAUGUUUUUGACUACAUUUAAAAAAAAAAUAUUGUUCAUGUUUUUUAAAGGUCAGAAUUACACACCGAGUCCAGUAGUUUGGUUCAUUUGAAAUGCUAUGCGUGUCCAAUAUGUUACAUAAACAGAUUCAUGUGGGUUAAUGAAUUACCUGCCAGCAUCUUGCCCAGACCAUUAUUCAUUUCUCUUUUGACAUUAGGAUUUUGAUAUUAGGUUCAUACAUUCAUUAUCUCAAAAGAUAUGUUGCAAACCAUUGAAGAUUGCCUGUUGACCUUAACUUUGACAGCUUUUCAGUAUGGUCAAUAUUUGAAAAUCAGACAUAAAAUGUUUAGGAUUUCGUUUUAUUGUUUAUACAUAGACAUUAUGACAUCUCGUUACUUAUUUAAGUUAUCUGGAAACCAUUGUCUAAGGCUUCUAAUUGAUAAAUUUAGGAAAAAUUUCACUCAACCUUUUUCUUAAUCCGUAGAGUGUAUAACAAUAUGAGUAAAAUUUAACUUGAACAAGUCCUUUAUUGUUGAUCAUUACUAAAAAUGAGUUACCAUGACAUUCCAUUUUGUAUAUCAUUCCUUGAACCUGUAAACUUUCCUCAAAUAUUCAGGGUUUUGUGUUAUUUCAAUUUGUCAUUUAUGAUUUAAUGCUUUUUACAUCAAUAUAAAAUUAAAUUUAUAAUUUAUCAUUUAUAUCCUUUCAUUUAUGAAAUUGCAUUGAAUAAAAUUGGUUACUAAAUUUGAACUGCACUUAUUAAAAGACAUUUAAUUCAGGAUUAAGAAAUAGUCAUAAUAUUGUUCUUCUCAUUUC